Debaryomyces hansenii CBS767 is the source of this 1095-nucleotide messenger RNA. Its product is annotated as NAD(P)-dependent alcohol dehydrogenase. The transcript has a single exon. Gene Ontology annotation, biological process: alcohol metabolic process. The record is from RefSeq and is a predicted model, not a curated record. The coding region runs from base 1 to 1095 and encodes 364 amino acids. NCBI's taxonomy places the organism in Eukaryota, Fungi, Ascomycota, Pichiomycetes, Serinales, Debaryomycetaceae. Gene Ontology annotation, molecular function: alcohol dehydrogenase (NADP+) activity; zinc ion binding.
AUGACUAUCCCACAGUAUUUCAAAGGAUUUGCCGUAGAUAAGCCAGAGAACUGGAACAAGCCGAAGUUGGUAGAAUACAAGCCAAAGGAGUUGGCAUCCCAUGAUGUUGUGUUGGAAAACAUCUGCUGCGGAUUAUGUGGUAGUGACAUUCACACCAUCAAGGGUGCAUGGAAGCCACUCAAUAGAGACGAUCUUGUUGUUGGACACGAAAUAGUUGGUAAGGUUAUUGCUGUCGGUAAGGACGUCAAGGACAUCAAGAUAGGGGACAGAUGCGGUGUUGGUGCCUGCUCCAAGUCUUGUAUGGACUGUGAAAGAUGUGAAACAGACAACGAACAGUACUGUCCUCGAAAGGUGAGUACUUACAAUGCUAAGGACUUCGAUACUGGCUACAUCUCCCAAGGUGGUUACUCUUCUCAUUCUAUCGCACACGAACAAUAUGUUUUCCCAAUUCCAGACGCAUUAGAAUCAGCCGUUGCGGCUCCAUUGAUGUGUGCUGGUUUGACCGUGUUUUCUCCAUUGGUCAGAAACCUUGGUGAAGAUGCAAAGGGUAAGACUGUUGGUAUCAUCGGUAUUGGUGGUUUAGGACACUUGGCUAUCCAAUUCGCUAAUGCUUUAGGUGCUAACGUUGUUGCCUUCUCCAGAUCAUCUUCCAAGAAGGACCAAGCAAUAGAAAUGGGUGCCCACGACUUUAUUGCUACUGGUGAACAAAAGAACUGGAAGAGCAACAACGCUGAUAAAUUCGAUUUUAUCUUAAACUGUGCAUCCGGUAUUGACGGCUUAAACUUGAACGAUUACUUGUCUGUUUUGAAAGUGGAUGCUAAGUUCGUUUCUGUUGGUUUACCACCAGUUGGUGACACCUUCGAAGUUUCUCCAUUCAGUUUCAUUGGUAAUGCAUGUAGUUUCGGUGGUUCCUUACUUGGUUCCAAGAGAGAAGCCUUGUACAUGUUGCAAUUAUCAGCUGAAAAGAACAUUAAGCCAUGGAUUGAAGAAGUUCCAAUUACUGCGGAAAGUUGUGGUACCGCUUUAACUAGGUGUGAUGAAGGUGAUGUUAGAUAUAGAUUCGUCUUCACCGAAUUCGACAAAGCCUUUAGUUAG